AAAAAAAAACAGAAAUAAAUGUUAGUAUAUAUAUUUUUAUUGACAUUUAUUAGGAUAUAGAAAAAUUUAGAAAACUCAAUCAAAGGUCUCUCUUUUAAAGUUGUCGUGUUCUCUCUUGAAUGAUUCUUCUUCUCCUUCUUCGAGAUGACAAGUUCAGAGAACGAGAUUUUACCAUCCCUUAUUCUAUCAGACCGGUUUAAGCUGCAGAUUUCUAGGCUUAGCGUUCGAUUUCGUCGCUGAAAGUGAAAAGUUCAUCUAGCUUUAGUUUUCUCUUUUCAUGGUUUCCGCGGGAAAAGUUCGUCUUUUUUGAAGCCCUUUUGACACAAAAGACCAGAACAAGGUUCGACUUCGGAUCUCUCUUCUUUCUGAAUUUUCAUCUCUUGGUUGAUAUGAAUAUCAUUAUCUCUGCUUGACUGCAAAAAAAGGUUCAAACUUUGUGUUUCUCUGUUUCAUUCUCUUAUUGAAGCUGUAACUUUUAUUCUGAUGGUUGCUUCUGAUAUACCAUUUCAUGAUUUGCUAUGUGAUAAUUUGGUUCUAUAUCUUAUAAUCGAAUCUUGACUUUUAUAACAAGAAUGUUAUAUCAAAUCACUGGGUGAGAGUAAUGGAUUUUUUUUCCUUAUUGGGAGGUGUUUAAGAUGGUCCACCAUUAGUGGCUAAAAGAAGAAGAUACAGUAGGAACCAAUAACUGACAAUGACAUUAGAGUUUGGUCUGUUUUUGGAAAUGCAAUUAGAGGUUUUGAGAACAAAAUUCAGUGACUUGUAUCUAUUUGACAACCUUUCAAAAGACACUAGUAAAAGAACAGGGCUUUUCGGGUGUAUAUGAUGACUCCGAUGUUUCGCCAUAUCAAUGGAGCUUAUAGAUGUAGGGAAGGUAGUAGCUAGCGUUGACGAAUUGGGUGAUGGAUAAUGACUUAAUUUGAAGAAAUAUGAAUACAACCUCGACACAUUUUGUUCCACCGAGAAGGUUUGAAGUUUACGAGCCUCUCAACCAAAUCGGUAUGUGGGAAGAAAGUUUCAAGAACAAUGGAGACAUGUAUACGCCUGGCUCUAUCAUAAUCCCGACUAACGAAAAACCAGACAGCUUGUCAGAGGAUACUUCUCAUGGGACAGAAGGAACUCCUCACAAGUUUGACCAAGAGGCUUCCACAUCUAGACAUCCUGAUAAGAUACAGAGAAGGCUAGCACAGAAUCGAGAGGCAGCUAGGAAAAGUCGUUUGCGCAAGAAAGCUUAUGUUCAGCAGCUAGAGACUAGCCGGUUAAAGCUAAUUCAUUUAGAGCAAGAACUCGAUCGUGCUAGACAACAGGGUUUCUAUGUGGGGAACGGAGUAGAUACCAAUGCUCUUAGUUUCUCAGAUAACAUGAGCUCAGGGAUUGUUGCAUUUGAGAUGGAAUAUGGACAUUGGGUGGAAGAACAGAACAGGCAAAUAUGUGAACUAAGAACGGUUUUACAUGGACAAGUUAGUGAUAUAGAGCUUCGUUCUCUAGUCGAGAAUGCCAUGAAACAUUACUUUCAACUCUUCCGAAUGAAGUCAGCCGCUGCAAAAAUCGAUGUUUUCUAUGUCAUGUCCGGAAUGUGGAAAACUUCAGCAGAGCGGUUUUUCUUGUGGAUAGGCGGAUUUAGACCCUCAGAGCUUCUCAAGGUUCUGUUACCGCAUUUUGAUCCUUUGACGGAUCAACAACUUUUGGAUGUAUGUAAUCUGAGGCAAUCAUGUCAACAAGCAGAAGAUGCGUUAUCCCAAGGUAUGGAGAAACUGCAACAUACAUUAGCAGAGAGUGUAGCAGCCGGGAAACUUGGUGAAGGAAGUUAUAUUCCUCAAAUGACUUGUGCUAUGGAGAGAUUGGAGGCUUUGGUCAGCUUUGUAAAUCAAGCUGAUCAUCUGAGACAUGAGACAUUGCAACAGAUGCAUCGGAUCUUAACCACGCGACAAGCGGCUAGAGGUUUGUUAGCAUUAGGGGAGUAUUUCCAAAGGCUUCGAGCUUUGAGUUCGAGUUGGGCGGCUAGGCAACGUGAACCAACGUAAUUAAGGUGUUUAGAUGUCAAGAAAGGUUUGAGACCUUAACAAUCAAGAAUGGAGUUUGCUGGUGAGUGGAUUUUUGGGUCAAGAACAAGAGCAAUAACACAAGCUGCUGUGUGAUGAUGAAUCUUGUCUUGCGGCUAAAGGAAAUGUUUGAGGAAAGUUGUACAUAUGAUCAGCAACGUAAAGUUUAUAGCUUUUUAGAAACCAACUUUUCGAUGGUUGUUCUUUUUUUUUUGUAUGUAAUAUUAUAGAUAAGCUUGUGGUAUAUAUGAUUUUAAUGUGACAUUACGAACUUGAUUUAUAACCAUGGUAAAAUUAUUUAACAAAAUAUGUAAUAAUAGAAUGGGGGAAGGGGAA
Arabidopsis thaliana (thale cress) is the source of this 2375-nucleotide messenger RNA. It is a transcript of the gene TGA4, whose product is annotated as TGACG motif-binding factor 4. Gene Ontology annotation, molecular function: transcription cis-regulatory region binding; sequence-specific DNA binding; DNA-binding transcription factor activity. Lineage: Eukaryota; Viridiplantae; Streptophyta; Magnoliopsida; Brassicales; Brassicaceae. The transcript has 9 exons. Bases 927 to 2021 code for a protein of 364 amino acids. The record is from RefSeq and is marked reviewed. Gene Ontology annotation, cellular component: nucleus. Gene Ontology annotation, biological process: regulation of DNA-templated transcription; DNA-templated transcription.